This is a messenger RNA of Loa loa (African eye worm), 1133 nucleotides long. Its product is annotated as translin family protein. The transcript is spliced from 6 exons. Gene Ontology annotation, cellular component: cytoplasm; nucleus. Gene Ontology annotation, biological process: RNA metabolic process. The coding region runs from base 8 to 724 and encodes 238 amino acids. Gene Ontology annotation, molecular function: sequence-specific DNA binding; single-stranded DNA binding; RNA binding. Lineage: Eukaryota; Metazoa; Nematoda; Chromadorea; Rhabditida; Onchocercidae. The record is from RefSeq and is a predicted model, not a curated record.
UUUAGAAAUGGAGGAUACGGUGUUAUCGUCGAGUACAACCAGUCCGGUUGAUGCUAUGUUUGAAAAAUUCAGGGAAUUAGUCGAGAAAGAUCGUAUCUUGAGAGAUAAUAUAGCGGAUGUAGCACAUGGAAUGGAGUAUUGGGUGUCGAAAAUCCUUGCUAUCUUGCAGAAAGCACAUGCAUUCAAGGAUAGACAAGAUACAGAUCUGAAGGAAGUGCAAAAUAUUCUAGAUAAUGAAGUGCAAAACUCUUUGAUAAAGCUUGCUACUCUGAUAUCUCCCGUAUCAUAUUAUCGCUAUUACGAUAAUUUCCGUUUUAUUAUUCAGAAAUUAUGCUUCGUUUUGACUUAUGCUCAUUUUCUUGAACAUGGAUUUUUGUUGAGUCGCGACAAAGUUGCUGAAAUCUUAAACAUCAAAGUUGAUCCAGCAACUGGUUUUCAUCUGGACGUCGAGGACUAUUUAUUUGGUUUACUUCAACUUGCUAAUGAAUUGUCACGAUUUUCCAUUAAUGCCGUUGUUGUUGGUAAUAGCGUAUUACCCUUUAAGAUUGCCGAUUUCCUUUAUGAUCUCGAUGCAAAAUUUCGACUGUUAAAUUUAAAAAAUGAUGGACUACGUCGAAGAUACGAUGCGCUAAAAUACGAUGUUCAGAGAGUUGAACAAGUUGUCUAUGAUCUUACAAUUCGAGGUCUAAAGCGACCAGUAGAUGAGAAAUCAGUUGCUGCUUAAAUUUGGAGUGUUUGUAUACAUUUGCCAUGAGUUUGGAUUAUUUUGACAUUUCGAAAGCUUUUAUGAGUUUGUUCAUUUUUAUUACAUUUUUUUCUCAGUAUUAUUUACGAAUAUUUCGUUGAGAUUACUGGCACUUUCGAUAGGAUAUAAAAGAGCUAAUGCAGUCCAGCUAUAAUUAUCCCAAGUGUCCCUCUUCCGACCCGUCUCUCUGGCUUUGUGAUUGCUUUCAUUCAUUCGAUUUUCUUGUUCACACUUCACAACUUCAAUUUUACAUCCUAUUUGGAACUUUUGUCCUCAUAUCGUCUUAUUUUAAAGGGGAUGUGUCAUUCAGAUAACCUAUUUUAUUAAUUCAUCUGGAAGAUAGGGAUAAAAUGAUGAAAUUAAUCAAAAACGGAUCAGUAAAAAAUAC